AUGGACCUAAGAGGUGGAAAAAGAAUCAAUGGAAAAGAUGAAGACGAUGAAGAAAUUAGAAAAAUAGGACAAGAUGAUAUGGAAGAAAUGGAAAUGCAGGAUUUAGAAAAAACAGUAAUCGAAAAAAGUUCAGGAAGAAAUUGUGAGGAUGAUGAUAGCAUUCUCCUAUCAAAUCUUCAUAGUUUUCUUGCGGAAGCCGAUUCAAUAGAAACUAAAGCCGAGAGUCCAACUGAAACUCCGGUGAUUACAGUGAAUGCUGAAAACAUAGCAACUGAAAUAGCUAAUGACGUAGGUUUGGGAACUGUUAAAACUAUAUAUAAGGAAUUUUUUAUUUCACCAAAAAGAAGAGCUAUUCUUAAUGAUCAGAUAGAUCAACUAGAUACUUACGCUCAAGGGUUAAAACCACUUUGUCAAACAAGAUGGAUCGAGCGAUUUCACGCUGUUGACGAUUUCAUAGAACUAUUUAAUCCCGUCCCAACAAACAGUCUUGCAGUGGAUGCGAAAAACAAAACAAUGAAUAAUCGGGGAAAACGUUUGGUGCAAUUGGCGUUAGAAAAAGAUCAAUCUGAUACAGAUGGCGAUGAUGAAUAUAAAGAAGAUCCUUUUUAUUGCUCUUCAGACGACGAUCCAGUGUAUAUUCCUCAAUAUAGUUCUGACGAUUUUGAGACUGACACAGAGUCAGAUAACGAUUACGUCGCUCAACAACAAUAUGAAAAAAAAAACAGUGUUGAAGAAGUAGAAGGCGAUUUUCAGACGUUAUUGAUGGCAGUACCAAAUAACAAACUGACAGAACCAGUUAUAGAAAAAGUAACGGGUUUAAACCGUAAUGAUCCUGUUACCUUGGACCUUGACGUAGCACAGGAAGAUCCGAGACACGUUGACGUAUAUGAUAUUUCUUCUUCUACUUGGGGCCCGCCACAGGGAAAUCAACUGAUAUUUGAAGAAACAUUUCAUGGAGGAAUUUCACCGGAAUAUUUUUCUAUAUUGAAAGAAGAAAAACCCACUCAAUACUUUUUAGCUAAGUUAAAUGAAGUUUUGAAGGUUUUGUAUUAA
Psylliodes chrysocephalus is the source of this 1053-nucleotide messenger RNA. The record is from the annotation of a GenBank genome assembly. Lineage: Eukaryota; Metazoa; Arthropoda; Insecta; Coleoptera; Chrysomelidae.